This is a messenger RNA of Selaginella moellendorffii, 1533 nucleotides long. Its product is annotated as metal tolerance protein 4. NCBI's taxonomy places the organism in Eukaryota, Viridiplantae, Streptophyta, Lycopodiopsida, Selaginellales, Selaginellaceae. Gene Ontology annotation, biological process: transmembrane transport; monoatomic cation transport. Gene Ontology annotation, molecular function: monoatomic cation transmembrane transporter activity. The record is from RefSeq and is a predicted model, not a curated record. The coding region runs from base 238 to 1464 and encodes 408 amino acids. Gene Ontology annotation, cellular component: membrane. The transcript is spliced from 7 exons.
GUAAGCUUGCGUUGCAUGGGUUCCUUUAGUUUUUAGGUAGGAGGGUUUUGUGCGCCCCUGGCUCGAAAUAUUCUCGUCAUUCCAUCGGAGUGAUCGAUCGAGAUCGAGAGAGUGAGUGAUCGAUCGAGAUCGAUCGAGCGAGGGAGCGCGAUCCUACUGUCGCGAUCGAUCAGGCGGCAGCGCUUUCUAUUUGAUUGCCGCCCAUUGCCGCGCGUGAGAAGGCGAUCGAGAAGGGGGAUGGACAAUGUGCCCUUGCUCCAGGGAUUCCAGGAGCGGCGCGAAUGCUGUGGCCGAUUCGGGAGCUGCAAGGUCGACAGCGGCGGCAAUGGCGAUCGCGAUAUCGAUCUGGAGCGGCAGCAGCACACGGUGAUUUGCAAGCUUUCCAGGUUCCAAUACUACGAUAUGCUCACGGAGGAGGCAUUCGAGGACUCAUCGUCGCCUCAUCAAAAUCACGGAAUCCGUGAGUAUAACAAGAAGCAGCGCGAAGCGCUUGCUAUGUUUGAAGAGGUUGACGCGCUGAGUCAUCUGGGACAAGGACUGAGAGACGAUGGUAAAUCGAGUGCUGAUCGGGAAGCUCUGGCUGUUAACUGCUCCAAUCUGUGGAACGUCAUACUUCUUGCUUUGAAGGUAUAUGCAACAGUAGCAAGUGGUUCUCUGGCAAUCGCGGCCUCGACACUAGAUUCUCUCCUUGACUUGUUGGCUGGCGGCAUUCUUUGGUUCACCCAAUGGACAAUGAAAAGGACGGACAUUUACAACUAUCCCAUCGGGAAGCUGAGAGUUCAACCUGUUGGGAUUGUGGUUUUCGCGGCUGUUAUGGCAACUCUUGGCCUCCAGGUGCUUAUAGAAGGCGUGAGACAGCUUCUCAACGGGAAGCCCGAAACUCACCUAGAUAUGUCACAGUCGAUAUGGAUGAUAGCGAUCAUGGGAACAGCCAUCGUCGUCAAGCUGGGACUCUUUCUGUACUGCCGGAGCUUCAAGGACGAGAUAAUUCUCGCGUAUGCAAUGGAUCACCAGUUCGACGUGAUCACGAACGUGGUUGGCUUAGCGGCAGCUCUACUCGCUGAUCGCUUCUACUGGUGGCUGGAUCCCAUUGGUGCUGUAGCUCUGGCGAUCUACACCAUUGUCAAUUGGUCCAAGACGGUUUUCGAGAAUGCAGUGUCGUUGAUCGGAAAGUCGGCACCACCGGAAGUCCUCCAGAAGCUGACUUACAUGGCUUUCAAUCACCACCGUGACAUCCAACACAUUGACACGGUCCGCGCUUACACAUUUGGAGCUCUCUUCUUCGUUGAGGUUGAUAUCCAACUUCCAGAGACGAUGCCACUGAAAGAAGCUCACGACAUUGGCCAAUCUCUGCAAGACAAGAUCGAAGCUCUCGCAGAAGUAGAGCGUGCUUUCGUCCACCUCGAUUUCGAGUGUACGCACAAACCAGAGCACCAAAAGAGCCACUUCAUCACAGACGUGUAAAAUAGACAGAGGCGGUUCGGAGAAAGGAAUCGAACCUGGAAAUACAAUAAAGUUUAAUUAUCCUGUUUC